CUGUCUGUAGGCGCUGUGUCGUGUUCCUCAGGGCGCACUUUCACCUUCCGCUCAGUAAACCUGGGAGUUUGAGCAGAGUGCGUUUAGCUGGGAGAGGAGCGGCUCUAUGAUGAACGGCUCAGCGCGCAGCUCCCACCCCGCGCUGGAGAUCCAGCUGAGGAGAGGACCCGCGGGUCUGGGCUUUAACAUUGUGGGCGGAGUUGAUCAGCAGUAUGUGAUGAAUGACAGUGGGAUCUAUGUGGCAAAGAUCAAAGAGAACGGCGCAGCGGCACUUGAUGGCCGACUGCAGGAGGGUGACAAGAUCCUUGCGAUAAAUGGGCAUAAGCUGGAGAAUCUGUGUCAUAGUGCAGCAGUGGAGUUGUUUCGUUCAGCAGGAGAGGAGGUCACACUGCACAUCCAACAGAGGCCUCCUCACAGCUCUAACGGUCCUCUGGGUUCGCGUCCCGAUGGAGACUCAUCUUCGUCCCUGCCGGCUCUGGCUCUGCUCGGUGCAGUUCUGGCUGCGGCGGCCAUCACAGUCUUCGUCUUGUACAGGCGUCCUGGAGGCUUCAGGAGACACACACCCUUUUAAUUGCACACUCACCAUGAACUUCCUCUCGCUGAGGGGCAAAAAAUAAAGCAGGGAAAAGUGCAGAGCUGCAGGAGGUGGAGUUCAGCCUCCAUUCAGAUUCAUAUUAAUCAGAAAAACGCAAAUAAAAAUAAUGCUAAUCACAGUAGCCAUAAACUUUAGCCACACACAUGGUUAAACAUAAACCUGAAUCUGUCAGUAAGUCCUGUCCCCACAGAACUGAGACCACGUAGCCACAACAGAGUGAUGACGUUAAAGUGUAAAUAUGUGGAUAGUGAAUCACCAUGGAAAUGAGAGAUUUAUUUCAAUUCUCACUUUGGAACUUCUGCUGAUCAGGUGUGAAGAAAGAGUUAGGGUGGAAGGACUCCUAGGUGUGGUUGGUUGACAACUCUGGGCUAAGGGGCGGAGCUUUGGUUUAACUUAAAUCAAUCACCAACUGUGACAGUUUUUGUUGAUGGUAAUAAAUUCUGUUGCUGUAAAUUUGUUUGACAAAAAAUUUUAUUGUGGGGCAUGCAAACAUUUGCACUAGAUCAUGAUGUAAGUGAGUUGUACAGCACUUAACCAGCUCACUCUUCCUCCAACAUUAGCAGCUAACAUAUUGUUUGCUACAGCGUGUUGGGUGAGCUGAGUUCCGGUGAUGUCACACAAAUAUAUGUGCUGAUUGUGUCGCGUAAGCUCCACCCAGUUGAUCAGGUUGUGACGUAAAGCUCUGAGAGUCAAAGUGGGAGCGAUGGAGGAGGGUGAAAAGAAUCAUGUCACAAAAAAAUGCAAAUUCCUUCAGCAGGAAUCAGUUGUUUGUGUCUGAGUAAACAGUUAGGGGUGGGGGUGGGGGGGUCAACACGGGUCGGUGUGUUCAUUUCUUGAGCAGAUUCCUGUUUGUCCUGAGUGUGUAAGAGAAUGAAUCUAUGCUGCCCCCUGCAGACUGAAUUGUACAUAUGAAUAUAAUGAUGGACUCAGUCCAAUUUGUGGGUGUAAAAGUAUGUGAAAAAUUAAAUGCCCCCUGUUCAUCUGGAGAGAAAACACACGUAUUGGUGAAGGUUUGAUGUUGGACUGAUGGUGUGAAAGUGCACUUGUAAGUUGAUGUAAAUAAAUAAUAAUCACCAUGGCCUUGCUGUGAGAAAACACA
Molecule: messenger RNA, 1694 nt
Organism: Neoarius graeffei (lesser salmon catfish)
Lineage: Eukaryota; Metazoa; Chordata; Actinopteri; Siluriformes; Ariidae
Gene: synj2bp
Product: synaptojanin 2 binding protein
Exons: 4
Coding region: 107-571 (154 amino acids)
Molecular function (GO): protein binding
Source: RefSeq, a predicted model, not a curated record